AUGUCAUCGGAAAAAGUGGAAGGGGAUGCCUCUCCGCCCCAAGCAAUACCCGCCGACGUGGGCGAGAUGGGCUAUGGCUGUGAGAUGCGCGAUCAUGGCGCUGAUUCGGGCUUGAUUCGCUCGCUGGAGACGCGCCACUUGCUCUUGUUCUCGGUCGGUUCAUCUAUUGGAAUGGGUCUCUGGCUUGGUUCAGGUACCUCGCUGACCAAUGGUGGUCCUGUUGCCAUCUUCCUUGGAUAUCUGCUCGCUGGUUCCAUCGCUUGGGUGCUCAACCAGGCCGUCGGAGAGCUCGCUGUCUUGUACCCUGUUCCCUCUGCAUUCCCCCAGUGGACCCGCAAGUUUAUUGAUGCGGCGCCUGCUUUCACUGUGGGAUGGGCCUAUUGGUUUUCUGCUGCAAUCACGCUCGCCAACGAACUGCAAGGUAUCGUCACCGUGCUGCGGUUCUGGGACGAUCAGGACAAAGUCCCGACUGCUGCCUGGCUCUCGAUCUUCCUCGUGCUUAUUUUCCUGAUUAACGUCUGCGCUGUCCUCGUCUUUGGUGAAGCUGAAGCCCUCAUGUCAAUUGUGAAGCUUUUCUGGAUCUUUAUCGUCAUCGUCUGCUGUAUUGUCAUCAGCGCUGGGGGUGCGCCCAACCACCAGAAAACCGGGUUUGAAUACUGGAAUUCGAUGCCUUUCACCAAUGGGUUCAAGGGAUUCCUCUCCGUCAUGGGUACCUGUAUCUUUGCUAUGAGUGGCUGUGAGUUGGGAGGUGUUGUUGCGGCCGAGGCCAAGAACCCGCGUAAGGCAGUCCCGAAGGCAGUGAACGCCAUCUGGCUCCGUCUAAGUCUGUUCUAUAUCAUCGGUUCCCUCAUGGUGAGCAUCACAGUCUCCCCCAAGGACCCGAACCUAUUCGGAGGCGAGGGUAUCAAUGCGAGUCCGUUCGUCAUUGCUUUCCGUAACGCCCAGAUCCCCGGUCUUGCCCACGCCAUGAACGCCAUCAUCUUUAUCAGCGUUUUCUCUUGUGGUAACGCUCAAGCUUAUGCUGGAACACGUACUCUCGUUGGCCUUGCUGGUAUUGGUAUGGCACCCAAAAUCUUUGCCAAGUGUGAUAAGCAUGGACGGCCGCCUGCCGCCAUUGCUCUUACGUUCUUAAUCGGCGGUGGCUUGUGCUAUCUUAACGUCAGCAACUCCGGCUCGACCUUCUAUCUUGCUGUCUGGCCUCUCCAUGAAAAGAGCAGCGCUGAAACCUUUUUCGCAAACUAUAUUUCCAUUGUGGCUAUCCUUGUGCUGUAUAUUAUCGCUAAGAUCUACUUCCGAGGCCCCUUGUGGAUCAAGGCCCAGGACAUUGACCUCGACAGCUCCCGCCGCAUCUAUGUGGGAGAUCCUGAAGCCCUAAUCAAGAAGUCCGUUAUUCGCAAGACAGCAGAUUUCUUCACUGGGGACUCCACCAUUUAGGGAGAAGCUAAAGGCACCAGAGUGGAGUUCUUUUGUUUUUGUUUGUUAUGCUUGCUUCAUGUUGUCUUCUGGAAACAAUCAUUCCUGUAAAGGCUGUGGCAUGUAUAGCCAUGGAUCACAUAUAAAGAUCUCUAAAUCACCUCGUAGGUAGCUAACAUUUCUAUUAUUUAAUCCAUGCACAUCUCCUGCCCUUAUUAAGACAUACCUUAUCAACAAUACCCUCAAGCAGGAAGCCCAUUUGUCUCGUUUAGCUGAUUUGAUUCUCCAUCCCGGAGGAACUGGUCUUUAAGAUUGGCUCCGUACAGCAUCUAGUGAGAACGAGAAAGCUUUAGCAAAUCAAUCAACGGAAAGUAAACGGGACCUGAUCCGCAAGAAUUCUGGAAUGCUAGCGUAGUGUGGGCCGGGCCCUUAUGCAUGGAUGCCAUUGUGAGUGGUUGAUUCUGUCCGGAUAAUGACGGGAAUACCAAUCCCGCUUAAGGAUGCAAGCUUGGGCUUUGA
This is a messenger RNA of Aspergillus ochraceoroseus IBT 24754, 1932 nucleotides long. RefSeq lists its product as uncharacterized. The coding region runs from base 1 to 1434 and encodes 477 amino acids. Lineage: Eukaryota; Fungi; Ascomycota; Eurotiomycetes; Eurotiales; Aspergillaceae. Gene Ontology annotation, biological process: amino acid transmembrane transport. The transcript is spliced from 2 exons. Gene Ontology annotation, molecular function: amino acid transmembrane transporter activity. Gene Ontology annotation, cellular component: membrane. The record is from RefSeq and is a predicted model, not a curated record.